Blepharisma stoltei is the source of this 309-nucleotide messenger RNA. The record is from the annotation of a GenBank genome assembly. NCBI's taxonomy places the organism in Eukaryota, Ciliophora, Heterotrichea, Heterotrichida, Blepharismidae.
AUGAAAAUGCAAGAAUUAAAAAUGCCACUUAUUAAAGCUCUAGAAAAUAUAGAGAGAAUAAAUCAAGUGGAUUUGAUUAAUAAGAUUUACUCCAUCAAAAAAAUAUCAAAAGUAAAUCCAUAUCCGUUUGAAAUGCUAUUAAGCUUAGAUCCAGAGAGUGCCCGAAAAAAGUUGAAUGAGUUUUGGUGCAGUUUUAAUUAUUGGGAUUUUGAAUUUAACAAAAAUGAUAGAAUCGAUACUGUUGAAAACAAUGAAAUUGUAUACUUCUUUAAAUAUUGUUUUAUUUUUAUUAGUGAGACAUAUUUUUAG